Cladophialophora immunda is the source of this 2332-nucleotide messenger RNA. RefSeq lists its product as uncharacterized. Bases 96 to 1640 code for a protein of 514 amino acids. Gene Ontology annotation, cellular component: cytoplasm; nucleus. NCBI's taxonomy places the organism in Eukaryota, Fungi, Ascomycota, Eurotiomycetes, Chaetothyriales, Herpotrichiellaceae. Gene Ontology annotation, molecular function: mRNA binding. The transcript is spliced from 4 exons. Gene Ontology annotation, biological process: regulation of gene expression. The record is from RefSeq and is a predicted model, not a curated record.
UGACUCCGACUACCCUUUCGUAUUCGACUACGUGCUCUUCUUUUACCGUCGUCUCUGUUUGCUGCAACCUGCCCGUUAUUGCGCUUUCAUAGUAGAUGGCAGACCUUAGCAACAUCCUCGCCGCGUUGGCGGCACAAAGACAAGGGAGCACUCCGCAAGCCGCUCCCCCUCCACCGGUUCCUGGUGCUCCCUACCCUCCGCCUCAGUACGCCACUCCUCCAGGCAGUGCACCACCCUACGGUCUACCUCAGCCCAUACACUCUGGGAGUGUUGAUCUGACCAACAUAAAACCAGUCAGCUCGGGCUCUGUCAGCAUUGCCGAUGCCGUUGCCAAAGCUCGGGGCAUAGCUGCCGAAAAGGGCUUGUCUUAUGACCCAAGUAGACCACCCAUUAACCCUUCCGAUCUUCGCACUGGAAGCAGAGCAUACCGACGCUCAAGGUCACCCUCUCGGUCCCCUCCGCACCGCGAGGGCUAUCGCGACGUCUACAAUGCCUACAGAGAUGAACGACGCGGGAAUGACCGCGGAUACAACAGAGAGCGCUCGUUGUCUCCAAGAGGUGGGCGUUAUUCUCCUGGACGAUAUCGCGACGAUCGGUCACCAGGUCUCGACCGAGGAGGGGAAGGUGAUUCGGAAAUUCUACCGCUUGACAAAGGCGUAGUUGGCCUUAUCAUCGGGCGCUCCGGAGAAAACCUGCGCAGGGUUGAAAACACCACGGGCGCCCGCGUCCAAUUUAUGGAUGGACCCGAAGUUCCAGGCCCUCAACGACACUGUAGAAUAUCUGGCAGUCGAGCCGCACGGGCAGCUGCCAAAGCCGAGAUUUUCAGGAUCAUUGACGACAACGAGGUUGUAAAGAGGGGGCAGGACAAGUCGCGCACCAACCAAACCAAGGUCACGACUACCAAAGAGGGUGACAGCCUUCAAAUGAUGGUCCCUGACCGAACAGUGGGCUUGAUUAUUGGCCGAGGCGGAGAAACCAUUCGAGAUUUGCAAGAUCGAAGCGGGUGCCAUGUCAACAUCGUCGGAGAAAACAAGAGUGUAAAUGGCAUGCGACCUGUCAACCUUAUCGGCAGCGCGUCGGCUCAGCAGUACGCAAGAGAUUUGAUACUGGAAAUUGUGGAGAGUGAUCAAAAAGGCAUCAGCAUCAAAGACCUCCACCGUGAGCGCGAGGACUCGCACAGCAAGAUCAAUGACAGUAUCGUCGUACCCGGCGAGGCAGUGGGUAUGAUCAUCGGCAAAGGGGGUGAGUCUAUUCGUGAUAUGCAGAAUCAAACAGGGUGCAAAAUCAAUGUCUCGCCUGCUGCUGGACGAGAUAUUGAACGCGAAAUUGGUCUCAUUGGCAGCCGGCACGCCAUCGAUGCGGCCAAACGUGCCAUCAUGGAGAAAGUUGACGUUGUACGUGCUCGAACACAAGCUCGUGAACGUGAAGGUCGCGACGACUAUGCGGACAGGUACCCAGGACAACAGCCCACAUAUCCUCCUGCUGCGGUCGGCGUGGCCCAGGGCGUUGCGCCGCCCCCAGCUGCUGGGGCGGCAGACCCAUAUGCCGCGUAUGGGGGCUACCAGAACUACCUUCAGAUGUGGUAUGCAGCCAUGGCGGCUCAACAACAAGGUGGCCAAGGUCAAGGUGAGCAACGAUAAGGCGCGUUGAGUGGACCAACCGUGACCUGGCUCGUGACUGUGGAAUUUCGACGUCGUUGCUGGAUGAUCUCUAAACCCCUUGACGACCAUGCUCUCGCCUCCUCGACGUCCGGAUGAGUGCUCGCCAUGCUGACUUGGCCAAUCUUCGCACAUGCUGUGACCCACCUCCUUCGAAACCACCGUCGACCUUGCAAGUUCUGGCUUCGCAUGAUAUCGCUGUACACUCACACACGUCUCUGUUGGUGUGACACGCCUCCUUCUCGUUCCUGACCGUUGUUCGCACUUGCGACUCGACCAAGCUCCACGUGCCGCCAUCUUCGGGCCUUUGUGCCAGCUACAGGUGACGAGCAAGACGAGAUGAUGAACGACCACCCAUAUACCGGGGAACGGCAUGGGAGUGCUAGUUGACAUUCGCCACCUUGCAUUGUGUUGAUCAACAUAGCUUCAAGUACCAUAUUGGGGUUUGCAUCCCUCGGCGCACGACAUUCGACUUCUACCAUGUGAAUACCGUAGGUACAAGUAUUAACAUGCAACUCCGCUCGGCUGUACUUGUAUGUGUUGGCAGCCUCGUCACGUGGCAGAUGAUGGGAGGGCUGAGCAGUGAUGCAAGGGGCAGUAGGCCGCAAGUAGUAAAGCUCGUUGAGGCUUGAAUCAUGGAAUGACAUCAUCGCCGUUGCUGCCCCACCUUCCAG